Messenger RNA from Micropterus salmoides (largemouth bass), 1894 nucleotides. Its product is annotated as patatin-like phospholipase domain-containing protein 2. The record is from RefSeq and is a predicted model, not a curated record. Lineage: Eukaryota; Metazoa; Chordata; Actinopteri; Centrarchiformes; Centrarchidae. Gene Ontology annotation, cellular component: membrane; lipid droplet; cytoplasm. The transcript is spliced from 9 exons. The coding region runs from base 234 to 1421 and encodes 395 amino acids. Gene Ontology annotation, biological process: triglyceride catabolic process; lipid homeostasis. Gene Ontology annotation, molecular function: triacylglycerol lipase activity.
ACAUGGCAUGUAAGUGAAGUAUCCAGCCUGUUCUUUGUUUUGAAAUAUAUGACGUUUGAGCCUAGCAAGUUGUGCAAUAUCAGACUGUAGCACAGUACUGCCCAUUUUAUCUCUAAAUGUAGUGACGAUAAGACAGUGGUUUACAUGUUCCACAAGGAAUCCAAAUGCACCAGCUGAACUCUGAUGUAUGAUUGAAAAGAUGUGGUUUUGAGUUGAUAGUAACCUCAGAGAAGAUGUUUAACUGGGACGAGGAGUGGAACAUCUCUUUUGCAGGCUGUGGAUUUAGGAGUAUUUACUACCUGGGAGCUUUGAGCUGUAUCCUUGAGCAGGUCCCACAGCUGGUUCAUGGAGCCUCUAAAAUCUGUGGAGCUUCAUCUGGUUGUCUUGUGGCUGCAGCUCUGACAGUUGGGAUUCCCAUUGAACAGUUGUGUGUCGAUGUAUUGAACACGGCGAAAGAGGCCAGAAAACACACACUGGGAGUUUUCCACCCAACCUUCAGUCUGCUGCGGAUCGUACGGGAAUCCCUGCUGGAGAGGCUGCCAGCAGACGCCCACCUUCGGGCCUCUGGAAAGCUCUGCGUGUCCCUCACCAGACUGGCUGAUGGGAAGAACAUUUUGGUGUCAGAGUUCGACAGCAGAGAGGAGCUCAUUCAGGUUCUCAUGUGCAGCUGCUUUUUCCCUGUUUACUGUGGUUUCAUGCCACCCUCAUACCGUGGAGUGCUCUAUAUGGAUGGAGCCCUGAGCAACAACAUGCCUCUGUUCGAGCAGAGAAACACCAUCACUAUGGCCCCCUUCUCUGGCGAGAGCGACAUCUGCCCCAGUGAGGGCACGUUCAACUUCUUAGAGGUUCACUAUGGCAACGUUAGCAUCCAGGUCAACACAGGCAAUGUGUACCGGGUCUGGACAUCCUUCCUCUCUCCCAGACUUGAGAAGCUUGCUGAAAUCUGUCACAACGGUUACAAGGAUGCUCUUUCUUUCUUGAGUGAAAGAGAUCUGCUUGGGCAGCAUCUUACCACCAGUUUGGUGGCGGAGAGAGACGCAAUCAGACCUGCUUGCUGUGAGCAAGCAGAAGAGUCAAAGACGACACUGUUGAAUGGACAAAACCCUCAGCAACAGGAAGAUCAUUUAUGGCUGGACCAGAAAGUCAUAGAGAACCUCCCAGUUAGCUUCAAGAAAGUGCUGUGUGAGGCAUGCAGGGACAGUCAUGAUGGCAGCACUCAGUGGUCUCAGCUCAUUAAGUUCCUUCCAGCAAAAGUGCUUAUGUAUCUGCUGACCUUCCUAAUGCUUCCUGUUGAACUGACCUUCUUACUCACCAAAAGCAUGAUAUCAGGCUGUGCAGCGACUAGCAGACUGCUGACGUCGACUGCAGAACUUUGCAGGCUGACAUGGAACAGCGAAGGCAAGGAACCUAACAGACACUAAUAAAAAGGAAAACAACCUAAACCUGACAAAAGAAGUCUUUUCCUUAUACGCUGCCCCCCUUUGGACCACCGCUGAUGUCUGGGAUCUCAUCUGCAAAGGACUGGGUCAUCCACUGUCCGUCUGGGAGCUGGCCUUCAGCUAUCUGUGACGUGGUCGCCUCCUGUGCUCCUUUAAAGACAGCCAACACACAGACUGAAAGCUUCUGCUAAGGAUAAUGUGACACAACUGAUAUCUAUUUUGUUUAUUGUUAUACCUUUGUCAUAUACAUAAUAACACUUCUGGAAUUUUUCAAGGUACUGAAUCACUUCAGGGGGGACAAACUGUUGCCAACAUGAAAAGUGUGCAUGUUGCUCACAUUUGACUUUCCAGUCAUCUGUCCCUUGUAAUAAAGUUUCAUUGCUUUAGGAAGCUUAUUUAGAACAACGUUGGGAAUUGUUUUGAGUGCGUAAAAUAAAUUCAUCUGAUUUUUGGAA